Molecule: messenger RNA, 1799 nt
Organism: Suillus clintonianus
Lineage: Eukaryota; Fungi; Basidiomycota; Agaricomycetes; Boletales; Suillaceae
Exons: 10
Coding region: 498-1448 (316 amino acids)
Source: RefSeq, a predicted model, not a curated record
AACCGAACCGAACCGAACCGAACCGAACAAUGAGCCUUGCUUUCAAUACCCCGCACUGACCUUGGUCUCAGGAUCAUAUAUCAUUGAAUGUAACCUCGUCACACAGCCCAACAGUGGUCGUAACCCAGGCAUGUUAGCCCAAAGCAAAUCCAUUGCAGGCUCGUGGAAGGUUUUGCAUGUCCUGGCAAGGGCUGCAAGGGAUCUCUGCGUCAGAGAUUGAGUCCAGCCCUCUGUGGUUGGGAGCUGAUUCAAAUUGAUGAAUAUCUCCAGGAGGACUUCCGAGACAAAUAAAGCCCGAUGCAUUUGUUCUACGUUGAAGGAGAGGGGGUGCAUGAUAGUUGUAUCUGGAGCCAAGAGUCGGAGCGGAGAUCUGAAUCCCAAGACCGCGAUUGUCUCACUUCGAUCAUCAUAUCAUAUCCACUGAAAUAAUUAUUUGAGCUUCAACUUCGACAUGAGUUUCAGAAUGUUCGCCUCAAAGUUACCAGCCUCAGGCGAUCAUGUCAAUUCCAGCCGUUAACCGCAUGUUCUUAAUCGCAGCUUGGUUAGAGUCUAUAGUUUAUGUCAACUGUGUGCUUUUUGUCGUAUGUAUGUAUGCCCUGUUUAGUGGGCACAAAAAGGUGCAUUGGAUCAAUGCUAGCUCAUGCAUUUACCACAUUUCGGUCGCGACAGCACACAACAUCAUCUGCCUUAUUGUCGCUCUGCAGGCUUUCACAAAUCCUGCUGUAAUCUCCGUCCCCGACGGAAGUAGCCUAUACUUGCUCCAGUACACGGGCUUGACGAGGGCGAUGACGGGAUUGGUUAUUCUCAAUGCUUUCGGUCUAAAUAUACUGCUAAUCUGGAGGCUUCUUGUGGUUUAUAACUACAACCGGAUCCUUGGUUUUGUCAUGGUUACUCUGGAAACCGGUCAAUUCACCCUUAGUAUCGUGGAAUGGGUCUUGAUACCAAUCGAGCUCGGUCACAUCUCAAAUACUAUCCUAGCUUUGGGUAAAGCUAGUUGCGCGCUCGAUCUUGCACUCACUAUCAGUGUGACGUCCGGAAUCUCAUAUCGCCUUUGGCGCGCGAGCCGAAAUGUGAAUGGUUUAACUAGCAGCAACGCAUACAAAGCUGCCAUAUAUACUAUAAUCGAAUCCGGUGCAAUCUACACCGCUAGUGUUGUGGUAGUGUGCGCUCUGUUCCAGAUCGACAGCAACGCUGGUAUCAUAGGGGUUGGUGUUGCUGUUCAGAUUUCUACCUUGACUCCUCUUUUUCUCAUCGCCAGUAUCAGCUUUGGCCUGAUGCAGAGAAAUACACGUUCCGAGGCAGUAAUCACUAUGGGACCCACUUUCGCUCGACCAAUUCAGGUCACAAUCACCGAGGAGAUACGUACCCACCCUAUAGACACUGUGGAUUCCAGUUCACGAUCUACUGGGAAGAGUCAGAGUAUACGGUCAUAUCAUGACAAUGUAUAGUGACAUCGGCUAGGAGUAUCGCACGGAUUCAUCCUUCUAUCCAGGGAGGCAGACAUGAAAAAUUAUAAGCAGGGCUGCGAACUUGAGGAAUCCCAUCCGGAUUUUUCUACGCAGAUUUUCCUAGGUCGGCCAUAACUGCACUGGCCCCGCACUCUUUGUACGAGCUCCGAAGUUUUAGCGGUAGGCGGAGCCAUGUAUUACUAUCAGAUAGGGCCGAAGAUGCACCAUCCAAAAUCAGAAGUGCAGUGUUGCCUCUCGAGCUUUGGCGUGAGAUUGCUACUCUUCAUCAAAGCUAUCCGUGACGUACGUGGCCUCCAUGGUUAUCUGAUAUCUCCACUGUAGUUAUCCGCU